Messenger RNA from Seriola aureovittata, 1089 nucleotides. RefSeq lists its product as uncharacterized. Gene Ontology annotation, molecular function: G protein-coupled receptor activity. Lineage: Eukaryota; Metazoa; Chordata; Actinopteri; Carangiformes; Carangidae. The record is from RefSeq and is a predicted model, not a curated record. Gene Ontology annotation, cellular component: membrane. The transcript is spliced from 2 exons. Gene Ontology annotation, biological process: G protein-coupled receptor signaling pathway. Bases 1 to 915 code for a protein of 304 amino acids.
AUGAGUAACAGCAGCCAUGGCUGGUCUCUUGUGCUGCCCCCCACAAGCUUCGGCAAUGUGUUGAUGUUUCUCUUCAGUAUUUUCCUGGCUGCAACCAUCAUUUUGCUCAACAUGUCUGUGUCUCUCUCCAUAUUGCUGAACGGGGCGCUGCGCAGCGAGAACCGCUUCAUGUACAUGCUGAGCACCUGCCUCAGUGACAUCUGCACCGGCGUGUCUUAUUAUUACGUUGGUGUUCUCGAUGUGAGGGAUUUCUUCGACUCCCCUACGAGAACCUUUUACAUCGCACCCACAUUUUUAGGUCUGUCGUACAUGGCCAUCCUGGCCGCGCAGGCCGACAGGUACCACGCGGUGGUGUCACCUUUUAAAUACUCCCACCGCAUGACCCGAAACAGAACCCUGGCGGUCAUCUUUGCCUACUGGGUCUAUGCGUUCUUCAUCGUGGCUGUGAACAACCUGGUCACAGUCGGUGUAGCCAAACAGAUCACGAGCAUUGGCACGUUUGUGGGGAACAUAUUCACAUUGAUUAUAAUGAUAGGGCUGAAUAUUAGACUGUUCAUCAUAGCCAGGUUCCAGCUGGAGAGGGAGCCGCCCUCUGAGGAGAGAGAGAGCAAGCGCUCAUCGGUCUAUCUCAUAUUAGUGGUGGCUGCGUUUUUCUUAGGGACCUGGCUUCCUAUAUUCUUUCACGUUAUAGCCUGUAACUUCUUUGGUUUAACGUGUUACACCUUUAAGAAUGAAGGCACUGACCCUCUUCGCAUUUUGCCCCGAGUUAACGCCGCCCUGACCCCCAUUCUGUACAUCAGAGGGUGCAGUGCGCUCAGAGCGACGCUGUUCACCAAAGUGUGGAGACCCUGCUGUAGGAGGAGCGUGUAUCCUGGACGACUUCGCCCCGUUAAUUAUCCAGUCCGCGCGGCUUAAUUUAAAAGUUGGAUCAUUUCCAAGUGGAUUGCUGUCAAAGUUAAUGUUUUGAAAUACAUGCCAAAGCAACCAAAGUGAUCAGAGACCGGUGGGGAAGCACGCCAGCGGUGAAACUCUGAGAACAUUGUUCAGGCUUGGGGCUUCCUGGGAGAUGCUGGAAAUUUUGUUGUUACU